Phyllotreta striolata is the source of this 1292-nucleotide messenger RNA. The record is from the annotation of a GenBank genome assembly. NCBI's taxonomy places the organism in Eukaryota, Metazoa, Arthropoda, Insecta, Coleoptera, Chrysomelidae.
GCGAAAAUCGAUAGCGUAGGGGGUGAAAAAUAAACAUGGCCGAUACGGAGUUCGAGGAAUUUAGGCAUAGUUUCGAAAAAGUAUCAUCGCACGGCAAAACUACCGCACCGUUUUAUUCCCUUGUGCACGAUGUCAUCGUGGACGAAGACUCCCCGACGUCUUCCAAAAGUGAUUUAGACAACUACUGUGAUAUACCGGAAAAUGGCUUGGACAACACCAGCGGCCCGCCAUCUUUCGGCAGCAAAAAAGACAGCACCCCAUCGACGACGACGUCGAGCGGCGCCUCGACGUCCGCGCCUUGGUCGGGCGAGCGCAAACGGCGGAGACUUCCAGAAAUCCCGAAAAACAAAAAACCUUCUGUGGUGACAAUGUACAACGCUCAAUUCCACCAGUUGAACAGAGAAGUGUCUCUAGCCGACGAAUUAGGCGGCAACAACAGCGGACCAAGCUCAAUUCUAGUAUUAAAAUGCGGACAUCUUUGGGAUGAUUCGCCGGAAUCAGACAGGUUACUAACAGACGCCGAUAGUGGUCACAGCACUGCCCAUUCACCCACCGGCACCGACGGGCCCAAAUCGAUGUCCCCCAUAUUGGGGGCUUCGCCGUCGAUUAUAGGAGGCGUCGUUUACAACGACGUCGAUAUGCUCGAAGCGACGCACAGGGCACUUCACAAAUUCAUUCCGAGACACGAAGACGAGAUCGAUAUCGAAAUCGGUGAUCCGAUUUACGUACAGAAAGAGGCCGAUGAUCUUUGGUGUGAAGGGAUUAACUUAAGGACAGGUAGAUUGGGAAUAUUCCCUUCUGCUUAUGCAGUGGACUGUGAUUAUAGUGAUUGGGAUUCGUCGAUGGAGCAUGGCCGUAGAGAACGUUAUCUUUUAGGGUAUAUUGGAUCUGUGGAAACGCUAGCCCAUAAAGGUACAUCUGUGGUAUGUCAAGCUGUUCGAAGAGUCAUCGGGAACUCAGGAAACGAACCGGAACUGCAUCCGUGCACCCUGGAAGUUUCAGAUCAAGGCCUUCGGAUGGUAGAUAGGAGAAAAAGAAACCAAAACGAGCCUUGCAUAGACUAUUUCUAUUCGCUGAAGAAUGUUUCUUUUUGCGCGUUUCAUCCGCGCGAUCAUCGCUAUUUAGGCUUCAUAACGAAACAUCCGACGUUGCAAAGGUUCGCUUGUCAUAUCUUUAGAGGACACGAUUCGACUAGACCCGUUGCUGAAGCUGUUGGUCGUGCCUUUCAAAGGUUCUACCAAAAGUUUAUCGAGACUGCUUAUCCUGUGGAAGAUAUUUACAUUGAAUAAUUA